Messenger RNA from Heteronotia binoei (common prickly gecko), 2761 nucleotides. It is a transcript of the gene ACAP3, whose product is annotated as ArfGAP with coiled-coil, ankyrin repeat and PH domains 3. Gene Ontology annotation, molecular function: protein binding; GTPase activator activity. Gene Ontology annotation, cellular component: cytoplasm. The transcript is spliced from 23 exons. The coding region runs from base 7 to 2511 and encodes 834 amino acids. The record is from RefSeq and is a predicted model, not a curated record. Lineage: Eukaryota; Metazoa; Chordata; Lepidosauria; Squamata; Gekkonidae.
GCCAAGAUGACGGUGGAAUUCGAGGAGUGCAUCAAGGAUUCGCCCCGGUUCCGGGCGACGAUAGAUGAGGUGGAAACAGAUGUGGUGGAAAUCGAAGCCAAGCUCGACAAGCUGGUGAAGCUAUGCAGCAAUAUGAUAGACGCCGGCAAGGCCUACAUCGUCACCAACAAGCACUUUGUCGGCGGAGUCCGGGACCUUUCCCAGCAAUGCAAGAAAGACGAAAUGAUCUCGGAAUGCCUGGAGAAAUUUGGAGACAGCCUGCAGGAGAUGGUGAACUACCACAUGAUCCUUUUUGACCAAGCUCAGAGGUCCGUCCGGCAACAGCUGCACAAUUUUGUGAAAGAUGACGUCCGGAAGUUCAAGGAGACCAAGAAGCAGUUUGAUAAAGUGCGGGAGGACAUGGAAAUCGCCCUGGUCAAGAACGCUCAGGCUCCGCGCCAUAAGCCCCACGAAGUGGAAGAGGCUACUGGUACCUUGACAAUCACCAGGAAAUGCUUCCGGCACCUGGCCCUGGACUACGUCUUACAGAUCAACGUACUCCAGGCCAAGAAGAAAUUUGAAAUUCUGGAUGCGAUGCUCUCCUUUAUGCACGCCCAAUAUACCUUUUUCCAACAAGGUUACAGCCUCCUCCAUGAACUGGACCCCUACAUGAAGAAACUGGCUACUGAGCUGGACCAGCUGGUGAUCGACUCUGCAGUGGAGAAGCGGGAAAUGGAGCACAAGCACGCACUUAUCCAGCAACGGGUGAGUCUUCAGGAUUUCUCCUAUGAUGAUUCCAAAGUGGAAUUCAACGUUGACGCCCCCAACGGGGUGGUGAUGGAAGGCUACCUCUUCAAGAGAGCAAGCAACGCUUUCAAGACUUGGAACAGGAGGUGGUUCUCCAUUCAGAACAGCCAGCUGGUGUACCAGAAGAAGCUAAAGGACGUCCUCACAGUGGUGGUGGAAGACCUCCGACUUUGUACCGUGAAGCCCUGUGAAGAUAUAGAGAGGAGGUUUUGCUUUGAAGUCGUCUCACCCACUAAGAGUUGCAUGCUGCAGGCCGAUUCAGAGAAACUGCGCCAGGCGUGGAUCCAGGCAGUCCAAGCUAGCAUAGCUUCUGCGUACAGAGAGAGUCCCGACAGCUGCUAUAUUGAGAGGCUGGACCGAACCGCCUCCCCUUCCACCAGCAGCAUUGACUCGGCGACCGACUCGAGGGACCGGAGCGCCAAGGGGGAGACCAUUCUGCAGCGGGUGCAGAGCAUCCCGGGCAACGACCAGUGUUGCGACUGCGGGCAGGCUGACCCCCGAUGGGCCAGCAUCAACUUGGGCAUCUUACUAUGCAUCGAAUGCUCAGGGAUACACAGGAGCCUGGGAGUUCACUGUUCUAAAGUGCGGUCCCUCACGCUGGAUUCCUGGGAGCCAGAAUUACUGAAGCUGAUGUGUGAGUUGGGGAACGCCACCAUGAAUCAGAUUUACGAGGCCCAGUGCGAAGAGCUGGGGCUGAAGAAGCCCACUGCAGGGAGCUCAAGGCAAGACAAAGAAGCCUGGAUCAAAGUUAAGUACGUCGAGAAGAAGUUCCUGAAGAAGCUGCCCAGUGCAGAGACUCUGGCUGAGAACGAGAGGAAGCCCCGGCGGUGGAGUGUGAAGAAGUGCCAGAGGCGCAACAGCUCCACAAAGGCCCCCACGGCCCGCAGGAAGUACCGGCAUGAGGCAGGGAAUGCGUCGCCGGCAGCACACUCGUCAGCCGCUACCCUGGAGAGGAAGUUCCGCCGAGAUUCCCUCUUCUGCCCCGACGAGCUAGACUCCCUGUUCUCGUACUUCGACACCGGCGCUGGAUCCGGGCCACGCAGUCUGAGCAGCGACAGUGGGCUCGGUGGCAGCACAGACGGUAGCACCGACAUCCUCGUGUUUGGCUCUGUAGUGGAUAGCGUCACGGAGGAAGAAUGUGAGGCGUCAGAAGAGUCCAGCGGGGAAGCCGAAAUAGAACAAGAGGCCUCCGACUUGGAGGACCUGCGGGAGCUGCACCCCGGCUUACUGGUUUACAAGGCGGCACGGGCCAGGAACCUGCCCGUCAUGGCAGAGGCACUGGCCCACGGCGCUGACGUCAACUGGGUGAACGACGAAGAUGAGAACAAAACCCCGUUGAUCCAAGCUGUAAUGGGGGGCUCCUUGAUAGCUUGCGAAUUCUUGCUCCAGAAUGGAGCGGAUGUUAACCAAAGAGAUAUCCGAGGGCGUGCGCCUCUGCAUCAUGCAACGUAUUUGGGCCACACUGGUCAGGUCUGCUUGUUCCUAAAGCGAGGAGCCAAUCAGCACGCAAUCGACGAGGAUGGGCAGGACCCUCUCAGUAUCGCGGUCCAGGCUGCCAACGCAGACAUUGUUACCUUGUUGCGUCUGGCUCGAAUGAACGAAGAGAUGCGUGAAGCUGAGGGUCCCUUUGGUCAUCCAGGUCAAUAUCCCAACAACAGCCCUACAGAGCUCCAGUACCGAAAGUGUAUACAGGAGUUCAUCAGCCUUAACAUAGAUGAGUGUUAGUGACGACUCCCGCAACCCUGCUGCCUCCUCUUCCUCCUCUUUUGGGUCGAAAUUUAAGGAUACCGACCAAGCCCAGGAAAAAAAAAACUGUUAGAUGUGUGUCUUGGGGGUGGGGCGGGCUUUGCCAGGGGAAGAUCUCGAUUCUGGUAGCUUAUGAGUGGAUCAGCUGAAGGUCACACAGAAGGAGAAAGAGAGAGAGCGAGAGAGAGAGGGAGGAGGGAGAACCUUUAAAAUAAAUAUAUAUGUAAAU